AUGUCCGCACCAAACCAACCAUUGGAUGACCUUGAUCUGAACCCCUACUUAAAUCACGAUAUAUUGUCGCCUCACGGAGUCCUCAGUAUUGAGUCUGGCAAUACUUUUAGCAAUUCUGAAAACGUCUACCUGAAUAGCCUUGUUAGUGGCAGCGACAUUGUGUUUUCUUCACAUUUUAACUGCCCUUCGUUGGCUACUGCCAUCGGACGUGAAGAUGCAUGUUUAGGCCGUGGAGAGGCAAGUGUUAAGGGUUGGGGAACAAAUCACGAUAGCGCGCAUACCAUUACAACACCUAACGAGUGUCGGGAAAUUUUCUCCGGCUGUUUCGAUGAAACAGCCCAUAAACAUUUCAACAUUGACAAUUUUUCAACGCCCAGUGUUGGAGAGGCUUCCAUGCCGACGGCACGAACUUCUCACGUUAACGAUUUUGGUACUUCCAUCCAAAAGAUUAUUUCAGAUGUUGGCACUAUUUCUGAAAGAGUAGAGCGUGGGUUAAGCGUUGUGGAGGGUUUUGCAGCAAAAACUCAGGACAUUUUGGAUGCAUUUAAUGGUCUUCACGAAAAGAUUAAUAAUAUGUCUAGUAGGGUUGAUGGGCUGGCUGAGAUGCUAGACGAGGUCGUGAAAUGUGAACGGCUUGCCAUGGAGAAAUUUGGGAAUUUGGCAAAACGUAUCGAGCGCCCUGUCUCUUCUCGUUCACGGAGCCAGGCAACCUAG
Molecule: messenger RNA, 714 nt
Organism: Aspergillus tanneri
Lineage: Eukaryota; Fungi; Ascomycota; Eurotiomycetes; Eurotiales; Aspergillaceae
Exons: 3
Coding region: 1-714 (237 amino acids)
Source: RefSeq, a predicted model, not a curated record